Messenger RNA from Penicillium soppii, 2109 nucleotides. RefSeq lists its product as uncharacterized. The coding region runs from base 1 to 2109 and encodes 702 amino acids. Gene Ontology annotation, biological process: DNA-templated transcription; regulation of DNA-templated transcription. NCBI's taxonomy places the organism in Eukaryota, Fungi, Ascomycota, Eurotiomycetes, Eurotiales, Aspergillaceae. Gene Ontology annotation, molecular function: DNA binding; DNA-binding transcription factor activity, RNA polymerase II-specific; zinc ion binding. The record is from RefSeq and is a predicted model, not a curated record. The transcript is spliced from 10 exons.
AUGGACUCUUUCAACGAUUAUAACCAAACGCCUCGACCGGUUCGCAAGAAGUUUGCCAAACCCCCAGUUAAGGUUGCUUGUUUACCUUGUCGGGCUUCGAGAACACGAUGUGGCGGUCAAAUGCCAUGUUCCAACUGUGUGAACAAAGACAAAGAAUGUUCUUAUUUACCCAGCAAGAGAGGCGGUCCUCGAAAGAAGAAGGAGAAAUCUUCCUUAUCACCCGAAAGGGAACAGACAGAUGAUCCUUAUGCCGCUGUACCCUCCCCGGAAUUCGAAGAACAACCGGGGAUGUUCCAUCAAAUUGACGAACUCUCCCUACCUGGCGCGGGGCUGCGGCAUCUAGAUUUCCAAUCCGAAAUGCCCAUAUUCCAGGGCUUUUUCACUGGCGACGGAAACGAGUCGCACAUGCAGGUACCCCCAAUACCGCCAUCACUAAACAGCACCCAGUCUUUCGUCCGGACCUACGGAAGCGAAGCAGAAAUACUGAACGCCUAUUAUGACUUUAUUCACAAUUAUUUCCCCAUUCUGCCGCCACGAGCAUCACCACCAUGCCGGGAUCGCCCGUUAAACUGCCCAGUUCCAUGCUCCGAUUCAUCUGAGCCCAUGAUGAUGUACCGCCCCCGUUCGCCACUCAGUCUGGCCAUCUCCGCUGUUCUGGCUUUGAUCCCGCAUCCGAGUGAUCUCGACCCUGCCUCUGCGGCGUCCAUUUUGCAGCGCAGAACCUACGCCCAUAGCUUUGCGCAACUCGCCAAUUCGACUAUCGAGGCGGAGUGUGAUCUCGAUCUGUCGUCUACCGAUCCUGGUCAGGCGUUGUCUGCGACGCGGCCUUUUGUUGGAAGGGAGCGGUUCCACUCGCAGACGCCGGUGGAUUAUGAGAGUUUGUUGGCUUUAUUGGUGCUCUCGGUUUAUGAGUAUUCUCAGCGCGGCAAUCUGCUCAAGAUGCGGUAUCGCGCUGGUCAGGCACUGGCUAUUGCUUUGGAUAAGUCGCUGCAUGCUCAGGUGGUAAAUGAUGAGUUCGCAGAGGCUAGACGGAGAGCCUGGUGGAUGACGUAUUACUGUGUGAUUCAAGGGUCAAUUGUGAGCACGACAAUGCCCGCUAUUGUCAUUAAUGAUCCUCAGUUUACGACUCCAUAUCCGUCAUUUGCUUCAGACACCGAGGGUUGGUCCAUUUUGAUACAGGCCCAACAAGUACUCGUAUCAGCAACCCAGUUCAUAGGAGAUCUGAACAAAUGCCUUGCAUCUCAAUCCGGGAUGUACUAUAUGUUCGAAAGAAUGCAGCAACUCGAUUCAUGGACCAGCUCUGUGCUUGCCCAGGUGGAACUACUCCCCCUGGUGCCCCAGUCCUCAGACUUUGGAGAUCACAAUGAAUCCAUCACAGCCCAAACCAUUCGGUCAAUCGCCCGAAUCAAACUAUCCAGUGCCCAAAUAAAAACGCACCGCUUCCGCGCCUUCUCCGACAUCCCAAUCUUCCUAAAAAGACAUUGCGACUUAACCGCUGCAAACCAAAACAACCCCAACUCCCCACUCCCCAAACCCCCCGGCAUCCAUAACAUCUCCUGCACCUGCAGCAACCUCGACACCUUCCAACGAGCCGCCUCAUCCGAAUACAUGACGCCCUCUGACUCCUCCACCUCCUCCGACAUCCACCCCGACAUGACCCACUACGCACCGCAGUACACGCAAUACCCCUUCGCCUCCGGCUUCCCCUACAGCACGCAGCAGUCCGCAAAAAUCUGCCUGGAAGCCGCUCUCGUCAUCUCCCGCAUGUUCCACAGCCUGCCUGUCCCGCAGCCUCUCUCCGACGCCCGCCAACGACGCCAACCUCUGCCGCGAACUAUGCCCUCCUUCGCCUGCUGUCUCAUGCAGAGCAGCUACGCCAUGUUCAUGAUCUACUACAAGGCGCGCGUGGCGAAGCAGCUUUCUCCUGACGCGGGGAACGAGCGUGGCGGUGACUCCACCGGCCAGCUUAUCGAGGAGCUGAGGCAGGGACUGGAGAGGAUUAUUGCCGCUGUGUCGAAUUACUCACUUGCGUUUGAGGCUUUGGAUGGGAUGAGAGACGAAAUCGAGGGUGCAUAUAAAACGGCGUUUCCCAUGGCACCUCCCGUCUAG